AAUGGGUCAGUCGAGUCGCAGCAUCACAGUCCAAUCUGAGCUUUAUCCAUUUUGCUUCGAGUGAACCUACCUAGAUCAACAAGAAACAUGAAACUGUUCGUGAUCGCCACCCUUAUCGCCGUAGCUGCUGGAGCUCGCUUGGAGCACCUGGAACGCGCCUACCUCCCUCCUUUCCAAGGAGGGGUUGGUGGACAAGGCGCUCAGGGUUCAUUCGGAAGUAACUCUGGAUUUGGUGGAGCUGGAGCUGGUCUAGACUCCAACGUUGGCAACGCUUUCCCUGGUGCCACCUCCAACCAAUACCUGCCUCCUGACCAUGGACCUUCUGGAUCUAAUGGAUUCGGUGCCCAAAACUACCGCAGCCAGCAGUACAACGGUUUCCAAGCACCUCAACAGUACCAAGCUCCUAACUCCUUCGGUGCCAACUACCAGGGCCAGUACUCACAGCAGUCUGCCGCCACCAACCGUCAAUACCUGGCUCCCAACACCGGCUCCUACCAGAACCCUCCCCAGCAACCCUUUGACGAACAAACUGGAUACCUCUACUAAGAAGCAUCAUGUCCCUUAUUAUUUUAGUCAAAUAGUUGUGAUAAAGUGAUGUAAAUAAUUAAGACAUAUUUUCUGAUGAAAAUUAUAAAGAAAUUAAUUUGAUAACAACUCAAAUUCAACUUUUAACGUA
Molecule: messenger RNA, 676 nt
Organism: Spodoptera exigua (beet armyworm)
Lineage: Eukaryota; Metazoa; Arthropoda; Insecta; Lepidoptera; Noctuidae
Source: the annotation of a GenBank genome assembly